This is a messenger RNA of Rhipicephalus sanguineus (brown dog tick), 907 nucleotides long. RefSeq names its product CRISP/Allergen/PR-1-like. The transcript has a single exon. NCBI's taxonomy places the organism in Eukaryota, Metazoa, Arthropoda, Arachnida, Ixodida, Ixodidae. The record is from RefSeq and is a predicted model, not a curated record. The coding region runs from base 71 to 907 and encodes 278 amino acids.
UUCGCCUCCGCCACCGGUGCCCGUGCCGAGACCCAACUUCUGCCAAAAGCCGUACAACCAGUCGCACGUCAUGUGCAAAGACGAUCCGUACCAGACGUGCACCACGUACUUCACCAACGCGUCCUUCAUGAACACCAGGAUCCUGUGGGCGCACAAUCACUACCGCAGUCACUUGGCCCUCGGCAGGCUCGCCGACUACCCGUCGGCCGGCAACAUGCUCGAGAUGCGCUGGGACGACGAGCUCGCCAGGGUCGCCGAGGCCAAGGGCCGACUGUGCGCCACGCGGACCGGCGACGUUCGCAGCCCCAAUGACCCGCUGUACGGGACCAAUGACUUUCCCGACGUCGGCCUCAACGUGUACACCGAGUGGGGGAGCCACCAGACGACGCCCAUCAUCUGGCGCGUCGUGGUCCGCAACUGGUUCGACGAGAACGUCGCCCUGCCCAGGAAGCAGAUCCUCGAGUACAACGAUGCCCCCUACACGGAAAACUUCGUCCAGCUGGUCGCGGCCGAUACGUACGCGCUCGGCUGCAGCUACACGCGCAACUACAUGCCGGACAUGGCGCCCCAGGCCAACCUCUUCCUCUACGUCUGCUUCUACGGGCCGAAGGCACCCUCGGCGGGAAAGCCCGUCUACCAGCCGGCACCGUACUGCUCGCUGUGUCCGGAAGACACGACGUGCGACGUGCCCACGGGUCUCUGCGUGCUUAGGGGCAAGAAGCCGGGCGCAACCAGGCCCCCACCCGAUCGGUCGUUCGAGCACCCACCCGAACACAAAAAGGAUGGCGACAUGGGCUCAUACGACAGGGAACACGCCGACGAUUCCGCCACGGAAGCCGUCGCCGUGAUGUCCCCGCUCGUCGCGGCCGCGAUAUCUAUCCACAGGUGGCGCCAAGGCGUGGACUGA